CAUUCGCAUCUCCUCUUCCCCCAACCUGAGCUCUCCUCUCAAUUACUCUUCUUCGGCUCCAGAUUUUGCUAGCAAUGGCGGGAAGGGGGAAAGCUAUUGGCUUGGCACACUCCAAGAAGUCGUCUUCGAGGAGCAGCAAGGCCGGCCUACAGUUUCCCGUCGGUCGGAUCUCUCGAUUUCUUAAAACCGGUCGGUACGCACAGCGCGUUGGAGCUGGUGCUCCGGUUUAUCUCGCCGCCGUCCUCGAGUACCUCUCCGCAGAGGUUCUUGAGCUUGCUGGAAAUGCGGCGAGAGACAACAAGAAGACACGGAUCGUGCCGCGCCACAUUCAUCUCGCCGUAAGGAAUGACGAGGAACUCACGAGGCUUCUUGGCAACGCCACCAUUGCCAAUAGUGGAGUGACGCCAAAUAUUCACAACGCACUUCUUCCGAAGAGGACCGCUUCGGUGGAUUCCAAGAAUGCCAGCGAGAGCUGAGCUUAUUUGUCUGACGAGCUAUUAGAACAUUUCUGGUUUUGCCUGCUGAAGUUGUCAGAUCUCCUGCCCUCCAAGGCUCCAGUUCUCCAUAACUUCUCUCGUCCUCAUUUAGUAGCUAAUAUAUUCUAUAUGUAUCAAUAGACAUUUAUGGGAUUCACCAUUUUUAUCCUUUUUGCUUGCAACAAGUUUGCCAUUACAAUGGCUUAAUAUGUACUGUUGUAAUGAAACGCUGUUAAGUGUAAGAAUUAAUAUAAUGAAGAAAUUACUUUCCUGUUUCUGGUU
Messenger RNA from Phalaenopsis equestris, 758 nucleotides. Its product is annotated as probable histone H2A.3. NCBI's taxonomy places the organism in Eukaryota, Viridiplantae, Streptophyta, Magnoliopsida, Asparagales, Orchidaceae. The coding region runs from base 75 to 476 and encodes 133 amino acids. Gene Ontology annotation, molecular function: structural constituent of chromatin; protein heterodimerization activity; DNA binding. The record is from RefSeq and is a predicted model, not a curated record. Gene Ontology annotation, cellular component: nucleosome. The transcript has 2 exons.